Schizosaccharomyces octosporus yFS286 is the source of this 1427-nucleotide messenger RNA. RefSeq names its product exosome subunit Rrp4. NCBI's taxonomy places the organism in Eukaryota, Fungi, Ascomycota, Schizosaccharomycetes, Schizosaccharomycetales, Schizosaccharomycetaceae. Gene Ontology annotation, cellular component: nuclear exosome (RNase complex); cytoplasmic exosome (RNase complex). The coding region runs from base 295 to 1290 and encodes 331 amino acids. Gene Ontology annotation, biological process: CUT catabolic process; nuclear polyadenylation-dependent rRNA catabolic process; exonucleolytic trimming to generate mature 3'-end of 5.8S rRNA from tricistronic rRNA transcript (SSU-rRNA, 5.8S rRNA, LSU-rRNA). Gene Ontology annotation, molecular function: RNA binding. The transcript has a single exon. The record is from RefSeq and is a predicted model, not a curated record.
GCGACUCCCAUUAAGAUGAUAUUUAGAAGAUGUACCAACCGUGAAAAAACCAUCAAGGAUUUUGUAUUUUUCUUUUCCUGUAUUUUCUCAAAUUCAUAAUUCCAAUAUUCUGUUUUUCAUCAGCAGUUUGGUUUAAAAGUACUUAUUUUUCUACAAAAUAUAAAUUGCCUUAGUCAAGGCGUUCUCAAAACGCAAACAAACUACAUUUGUCAUUCUGUUCAAAUUUUGUAGUCGGUGGAGCGAAAUUGUGAAUUACUCUUUUCCUAUAAAUAAGAUUGGUACACAUAACUGAAUAUGGUCACUAUUCUAAAACCAGAGGAGACUUAUGCUUUCACAAAGGAGUACGAAAGAGACGAGAUAGAUGCCAAGAUGGUUAUGUCUGACGAAGAAAAUGAAAUGGAAGUUGAUGAGGAAGAUGAGUAUCCUGCUGAAAUGGAAUUAGAAGACGAGGCUGCUGGCGUAAAGAACAUGGUUGCCCCGGGUCAACUCAUCACCGAUGAUCCUCAAUUCAUGCGUGGUCAUGGAACGUAUUUUGAAGAUGGAGGAAUCUAUGCGUCUGUUACGGGCGUUGUCCAACGUGUCAACAAAUUGAUUUCCGUCCGUCCAUUUAAAACGAAAUACGUACCUGAAAUUGGUGAUUUGAUCAUUGGUAGAAUUACAGAGGUUCAACCCAAACGUUGGAAAGUUGAUAUCGGGUCUAAACAAGAUGCCGUUCUUAUGCUUUCUUCGAUUAACUUACCAGGAGGUGUUCAGCGUAGAAAGCUAGAGACUGAUGAGCUUCAAAUGCGAAACUAUUUUCAAGAAGGCGAUCGCUUGGUCGCUGAAGUCCAACAAUAUUUUUCUGAUGGUUCAGUUUCUAUACAUACAAGAUCUUUAAAAUAUGGUAAGCUCCGUAACGGAGUGUUCCUGAAAGUCCCCUCUUCUUUGGUCGUUCGCUCGAAAUCUCACAUCUUUAAUUUGCCCGGUGGUGUGGAUUUAAUUUUGAGUGUAAAUGGUUAUGCUUGGAUUUCAAAACAUAACAAAAACCAAGAAUCGUCCGUCAGUAUUACCCGCUUAGAAGAGGAGGCUUCCGAAGCCAUUUAUUCUAAUGAGAAUGAUGAAGUUGAUGUCUACACUCGAUUAAAUAUAUCUCGUAUCUACAUAUGCGUCCGUGCCUUAGCAAAUCGUGGAUUACCUUUGACUGAAGCUGCUAUUUUGAAUUUCUAUGAAGCUUCUUUACUUUAUGGAGACUUACAGCAAUUGACAUCUCCUAAAAUCCUUGAUCAAAUUGCUGUGGAGGCAAUGCACUAGUCUUUUUGAUAUAUUUAAGGAUACUACUUUUUUUGAUUUUACUUUUUUAGUAUUAGGUUUAUGCUGGCCAUAAGCAACUGGUUAGACUGUUCAAUAAUUAUUUCGAAAGCUGGGUUCCAUUGAUAAUUAAAUGCGGC